Molecule: messenger RNA, 2427 nt
Organism: Patella vulgata (common limpet)
Lineage: Eukaryota; Metazoa; Mollusca; Gastropoda; Patellidae
Exons: 9
Coding region: 154-1221 (355 amino acids)
Source: RefSeq, a predicted model, not a curated record
CGACUAGGUAACAACUACCUAUCAACAAAGUCGCCAUAUUGAUAAGUGAAUAUGAUUUGAUUGCUCGGUUUAAAACACAGGUCAACAGAUUCUAUGAGAAUAAAAGGGUAUUUUUUAAAAACUGAAUGAAUCCAGAUAAAAUAUAAAAACAAUAUGGCCCACUACACUCCACGAUAUAACACCUGCUACUAUGAUCACCAAGCACGACGAGAUGUGUCACCUAUACCUUAUGUUGCUAAUGAUAAAUUUGGUAAAUAUGAUAAAUAUGCCCAACAACAAGAGCUAUGGUCACCACGUGGAUCACCGAGAGGAAGUCCCAGAAACGUUAGAGCAGAAGCUGGUUCUAGACUCGACAGAAAUACAUCACCUCCAUUAUAUCGAGAACAACAUAAUUCUUUAUCUCGUCUAGAAAACUAUGAGGACAACCAAACACAGGAACCACCCUUGUCAUAUCGCAGUCGCUAUGGUGACCAAUAUGGCUUCCGAUACCCUGAACAACCACUAGAUACACACAGAUAUGAAUACAAACCAAAAGUAGAAUAUUCCUGGGAUAGGCCAUCUUAUAAACCGUUGGAUCAAGGGGCUUAUUUAUUUGUAAGGUUUCCAACACGCGGUGGUAGUAACAUCAAUGUAGUUGCCCAGUCAUGUGUUCUCAACAAAAGAUCGGCUGAAGUACAGGGAGGACGAUUCCUGGGUAUUGCUAGAAAGAUACACGAGCAUGGGACCCCAUCUACGCACGAUGAAGCUUUAGUUGUAUAUAUAUUUAAUAAACCGGAAGCAGCUCGUCUAUUUUUCAUCAGUGAUAAGAGAUUUAAACAACCAGAUUUUCCACCACCUGCUGGUCAUUGUGAAGCGUGGUCUGUUUGUCGAUAUUAUUCACCUGAUCGCCAAGAAGCUUAUUCGACCUUUAUGAUGUCUGAAGUACGUUUAUUAAAUGGAGUUAACCACACCCAGUAUAAGGACGAAUUCUGUUCAAAAUUUGCGCAGCUGUUACUGGAUUAUAACGCUCACCCAUUUGUAAUCCAGGCCAAUACUAUAGUAUAUCUAAGACGCCAUUUUACAUCUGCUGAUACUAUAGUCACUUUACAUUUAUUUACAUCGCCUCGUCAGUUAGAAGAUGUCAUGGCUGAUGAUCGAUAUCUACAGUUAAAGAGGAUACACUCUGAAUUAGCAUCCGAAAUAUGUACAGUAUUUACCAUAGAUCCCAUUUUAUGCCCAUAACAAUAUAUUCAAUAACUAAUAAAAUUUCCAAGGUUUAAUUUCAUGAUGGACGCAGCAUUCAAUCAAAGUCUUUUGUUUGUGAUUAAUAUAUCAAUUUUAUGUAUAGUAUAUUUGGUCAGAAAUCAACUAUAUAAUAAUUAGGAUUAUCUCUUAUGUCUGUGUGAAUUGUUCGUUAUUAUCAAAAAUCUAAUUGUGAUAAAUACAUUUAUAAAUUAUUUUGAUUUACUUGUUGUUAUCUUUUAUAUUAUUACCACGUAUUAUAUUGUAAUUAUUGUAGGGUUGUUAGUAAUCAUCGUCUUAUCCGUGUGCAUGUCUAUUCUUAAUUACAAAAAAAAAAGAUUUUACUUUGUUAUAAUCUUUUAUAUUAUUACCAAAUAUUUUUGUUCAUAUUUGCAAAGUUAUUAUUCAAGUAUUAUAUUGUAAUUACUGUACCGUUGUUAGUAGUCAUGGUCUUACCCGUCCGUAUACCAUAUUCUUAAUUACAAAAAAUACAAAGUAAAAUCUGUCGGAUUAAUCUAAUUUGUUGUGUGUUUAAAUUUUAUCAAAUUUUAUGAAUUUGCAUAAAACUGCCAAUUGUUAUGUGCUUUGGAAAAUUGAAUGCACAUACCCCUGUACACCUUGUUAUAGAUUUUCUCUGGCUAGGUGGUUAAGACGCUGGGUCACUAGUCUGGAGGUCCGGUGUUCGAUCCCUGCAUUGGCCGAGAAAGUCCAUCUGGAUUUUCCGACCUGGUAUCUCCUUGUCAGUGGUGCAGAACGGAGGGCCGGACAAGGACAGCUGUCUAAUCCUCCGGAUGAGACGAAAAACCGAGGUCCCGUGUAUACAUUGGAAUGCACGUAAAAGAUCCCCUGGCAGUUGGAAUUCGAUAUAAGAGUAGGCGAUUGUGCCGCUGCCCGGGCAAAAUUUCCCUCCCUCAUAGCACACUGUAUGGCGUAUGCCCGUCUUCAUUAGCCCAGUAUAAGAGCAGAACAGUAGAACGUUAAACCCCAUUUCAUUUCAUUUCAUUUUUUACAGUGUCUUUAUGAAUGACUAUUAUGAAAAUUGUUAUCUACAUAUAAGAUAUUGUACAUUUACUGUUAUUAGAGCACCUAUAUAAUAGUUUAUAUAACGAUUAUAUCUAUUCGAUCUAUCAUAAUUACAUGUAACAAUAAUUACAUAUAAAUUGAUAAAAUAAACAUGCUAUUUAUUCAUAUUAAAAUAUUUUUCGC